AUGUCUGACAAAGGAUCCAACACUGCCGCCGAGGGCGCCAAACCUGUCUCUGGCCUCUUCACCGAGCGCGAACUUGAGCUUCUCAGCUUCGCCAUGCAGUGCCUCAAGUCGGGUCCACCCGAGGUCGACUACAAGAAGCUCGCUCAGAUGGCCGGCAUGACCAAUGACCGCUCCGCGUCCAACGCCUGGGGCAAGAUCAAGGUCAAGCUCAUGUCUGGCGGCACUCCAGGCUCUGCUCCGGCCACUCCCAAGCGCGGCGGCGCAAAGAAGCCGGCUGCUACUCCCAAGGGCAAGACCGAGAAUGGCGACAAUGAGGCAGAGACCAACGGCGGAGAUGGUUCUCCCGCACCCAAGAAGACUCCUCGCAAGCGCGCUGCUAAGAAGCAGGAGGUUGAUGGUGAGCCUUCAUCUCCCAAGAAGAAGGGUGGCCGCGGUGCCAAGGUCAAGCAGGAAUCCCAGGAGGAGGCUACCGAGAAAACCGAGGCCAAAGUCAAGGCUGAGGAGCAGUCUGACGAGCAUGAGUCUGGUCCCGAGACCCAGGACACCACCAACGGCGACGACGAGUCGAACACCGAAGAGGUCGUCUGA
Aaosphaeria arxii CBS 175.79 is the source of this 588-nucleotide messenger RNA. RefSeq lists its product as uncharacterized. The record is from RefSeq and is a predicted model, not a curated record. Lineage: Eukaryota; Fungi; Ascomycota; Dothideomycetes; Pleosporales. The transcript is spliced from 3 exons. Bases 1 to 588 code for a protein of 195 amino acids.